CGGGUUCUCUCCGUACAUCGGCUGAAGUCGGUUACUCACCGGUUCUCGUGUUUGUCACAUAUGAGGCCUUGCAGACAUGAGCUAACGAUAAGAAGCUAACGUUUACUGAGAUGUUUUGUGAGCUGCUCCCUCUUUCCAGUGUUAUCAGGACACCACCAGAGAUCGCCUAUUUUUUUUUUUUUUUUUUUGUUUCUUGUUCUCAACUACCACAAGUCACCUAAACUAAACACAGUUUGGAUAAACAUUAACAUUAAUUACUUUUAAGGCAGGUGCUGUUCUUCUAUCUAGCAGCUCUAUUAAGAUUUCACCAGUCACAACAUAUAAUUAUCAAACGAAUAAGGCCAGGCUCCCAGAAAACAUGCAGAACAACCGUCUGUUUUAUCCAUAGACUGGUUUUACCACACGUUACUCCUGAAUGCCAGCUGUACUCAUACAUCACCAGAAGAAAGUGAAGCAGAUUGAGAAGAGAGACUCUGUGUUAACCUCCAAGCAGCAGAUUGACAGACUGCUCAGACCUGGCGCAUCCUACUUCAAUCUCAAUCCCUUUGAGGUGCUGCAAAUUGAUCCAGAUGCAACAGAUGACGAAUUGAAGAAAAGAUUUCGGGCGUUGUCCAUUUUGGUCCAUCCAGACAAAAAUCAGGAUGAUCCAGACAGAGCACAGAAAGCCUUUGAAGCUGUGGACAAGGCAUACAAACUCCUACUGGAACCGGAACAGAAGAAGAGAGCCUUAGAUGUGAUCCAUGCAGGAAAGGAAUAUGUGGAGCAUAUGGUAAAGGAGAAAAAGAAACAGUUGAAGAAGGAUGGGAAACUAUUGGAUGUGGAGGAGGAUGACCCAGAAGUGUUCAGGCAAGCAGUGUAUAAACAGACCAUGAAGCUGUUUGCAGAGCUUGAAAUCAAGAGGAAGGAAAGGGAAGCAAAGGACAUGCAUGAAAGGAAAAGGGCAAGAGAGGAGGAAAUCGAGGCAGCAGAGAAAGCAAAGAGAGAGAGAGAAUGGCAGAAAAACUUUGAGGAAACAAGAGAUGGGCGUGUGGACAGUUGGAGGAACUUCCAGGCUAAAGGCAAGAAGAGCAAGGAAAAAAAGAACAGGUCCUUCCUCAAGCCCCCAAAAGUCAAGAUGGAACAGAGGGAAUGAUGCUGUAAAAUGGGACUUUAUUAGAUUAAACUCACUGUUAUAAAAACCCCAGUUCUGUGUAUCAUCACCUCGUCAUCUGCAGUCAGCUGUGUAGUCCUCAUCACACAGUCAUCUGGAUACUUGUCCAACAACUUCCUCAUCCUGACCCUGACAAACAUCGUUUUGUACGUGGUUUUCUAAUGUACAUAUUUGUGAUCUGGACGCAGAGAUAAAAACCUGCCUCAUGUAAGAAAGAGAAAUGAUGCAUCUGCCACUUCUGUAUCUAACAAGAGAAAAAUGUGGUUUGUCAUUAUUUUCGAUUUCUGUUCUUUAUUUUUUUUUUUAAACUAAAUAAAACUUGGUCUUAACAAGCCUACCAUA
Messenger RNA from Siniperca chuatsi (mandarin fish), 1492 nucleotides. It is a transcript of the gene dnajc8, whose product is annotated as DnaJ (Hsp40) homolog, subfamily C, member 8. NCBI's taxonomy places the organism in Eukaryota, Metazoa, Chordata, Actinopteri, Centrarchiformes, Sinipercidae. The record is from RefSeq and is a predicted model, not a curated record. The transcript is spliced from 9 exons. Gene Ontology annotation, cellular component: nucleus. Bases 416 to 1132 code for a protein of 238 amino acids.